Messenger RNA from Labrus mixtus (cuckoo wrasse), 3269 nucleotides. It is a transcript of the gene hcfc2, whose product is annotated as host cell factor C2. Gene Ontology annotation, molecular function: protein binding; transcription coactivator activity. The transcript is spliced from 17 exons. Lineage: Eukaryota; Metazoa; Chordata; Actinopteri; Labriformes; Labridae. Bases 119 to 2392 code for a protein of 757 amino acids. Gene Ontology annotation, cellular component: histone methyltransferase complex. The record is from RefSeq and is a predicted model, not a curated record. Gene Ontology annotation, biological process: chromatin remodeling; regulation of DNA-templated transcription.
ACUCGUCGGAGUGAGUCCUCUUCCUUCUUGUUAAUCUUUGGACAGAUUCCCGGAUGUUCGCCCCGCCCCCUUUUUUAAAACGUCAACAGCGCCAAACUUGUGGUUCCCAAACGGGAAGAUGAGCAGUGAAACCGAGGGGCCACAAUGGAGGAAAAUAAAUUCGGUUGCAGGAGUGAUACCUCGGUCCAGACAUGGACACCGAGCAGCGGCAAUACGGGAGCUGGUUAUUGUGUUCGGCGGAGGAAACGAAGGGAUAUCAGAGCAGCUCCAUGUUUACAACACUGUUUCAAAGCAGUGGUUCCUUCCGGCUGUGAGGGGGGACAUCCCGCCCGGCUGUGCUGCCCAUGGUUUCGUCUGUGAAGGCACCAGAGUGCUGGUCUUUGGGGGCAUGGUUGAGUUUGGGAAAUACACAAACAGCCUUUAUGAGCUUCAGGCUAGUCGCUGGCUGUGGAAGAAACUGAAGCCCAGAGCGCCAAAGAAUGGCUCGCUUCCUUGUCCACGGAUUGGACACAGCUUCACUCUUCUGGGAAACAAAUGCUACCUAUUUGGAGGGCUGGUUAAUGAUAGUGAAGACCCCAACGGCAAUGUACCAAGAUACAUGGAUGACUUCUAUGAGCUGGAGCUGCAGUCUGUUUCAGGGGCACGAGGAUGGAGCAUCCCAGAGACCAAGGGGGGUGGUCCCUCAGCUCGGGAAUCUCACACCUCGGUUGCCUACACUGGACUCGGCUCCUCGAAAUUAUACAUCUUCGGAGGGAUGCAGGGAUCCCGGUUGGAUGAUCUCUGGCAGCUCGACAUCGACACAAUGGUUUGGUCCAUGCCUAAAACAAGGGGCUCCAUGCCACUCCCCAGAAGCCUUCACUCUGCAAAUGUCAUCGGAAACAAGAUGUAUGUGUUUGGUGGCUGGAUUCCUGUCCCAGAGUCCGUAAAACACAAGGCUCCAGGAAUAGAAUGGAUCUGCACUAAUUCCUUAAGUGUGCUCAACCUAGACACCAUGAGUUGGCAGAACCUGGGACCAGAGCAGCAGGACGAUAUUGAGUCCCAGCUGCAGAGCCAGGGACCUCGGAGCGAUGAUCCGUACGCCUGUAGACCUGGAGUCAGAGCCGGCCACUGUGCUGCCACCGUCGGGUCCAGGCUUUACGUCUGGAGUGGCCGUGACGGAUACCGUAAGAGCUGGAACUACCAGGUCUGCUGCAAGGACCUCUGGUACCUGGAGACAGCUAAACCAGCGACUCCAGAGGCGGUGCUGCUCAUCAAAUCCACCGUCAGCAUGCUUCACGUAGCAUGGCGACCCCUUGCAGCGGCGGACUGCUACAUCCUUCAAAUCCAGCCUGUGUGUCCUCCCAGCACUCUAGCCGGUGGUCCGCCAGCCACACCAGUAGAUCCCACUGCAGCAGACGGAGGGGAGGGCAAGGGAAAAGACUCCGAGGGUGUCCAAUCCGUUCAACCUCAAAGUGAAAGAACCUCGAAUAAAGAAGCGAAAACAUCUGCUCAGGUCAGUUCAUCACAGCAGGAAACUACAGAAAAAUCCCCCAGUGGCACGACACAGAGCAGAGGAGAGGGAGAGAAGGGGACUGAGGAGGACAGUCGACGGGCGACAUCGACAGCAGAGGUCAGGAGCUCAGCUCAUCAGCAGCCAGAGAAACUUCCCGAUUCUGCUGACAAGACUUCAGAUUUGUACACGCACACUGAUAAGAAGAAUCCAGAGGAAUCCGUUUGGUUUGAUGCCGGCGUCUUCAAAGCACUAUUCUCAGAGGUCCACCAUUACUUUCUGCCUGCUGACAGUGAGCAGGCGAUCGCUGCUCUCAGCGGCCGAACACCACAUACUAAAGAGAAGUUGCCGGGGCCUCAGGACUACCAGAGCCGAGAGAAGCGGGAGCUGAAUCCAGGUCAGCCCUACAGGUUCAGAGUUGCAGGCAUCAACUGUUUCGGACAGGGAGACUUCAGCCCAGUCAGCGAGUUUAAAACCUGCCAGCCCGGCUUCCCUGGAGCGCCCUCUGCUGUCAAAAUCACCAAGGCCAGCGAUUCGGUCCACAUCACGUGGGAGGCGCCCUCCUCUCCAUCGGGUCGGAUUCUGGAGUAUUCCAUGUACAUGGCUGUGAAGAAGAGCCGCUCCAGCAGCUCUGAGCGUCCCGGUCAGAUGUCUUUCAUCAGGAUCUACCGGGGCACCAAGAUGUCCUGCUCGGUCAGCUCCACCCACCUGGACAACGCUCACAUCGACUGCUCCGCCUCCAACCGCCCGGCCGUCGUUUUUCGAAUAGCUGCCAAGAACGAGCAGGGCUACGGGCCAGCGACACAGAUCCGCUGGAUUCAAGAUCCCACUAAAUUGCGAGCGUCUACAUCAAAAACGGACAAUGAUGAGGCUGACCAGGAUGCUGCUGAUAGUUCCAGCUGAGAGAUGAUCAGACAAGUGACAACGCGUUUGGAGACCAUGUGCAGAAAGUGGGCAUUAAAACCUGCUCAAAUGUUUUAUAUUUCUAGAUAGUUUUGUUAAUUUAUUUUUUUAUGUAUUUAAUUAUUCCCUUGUAAAUAGAUAAUCUUCACAGGAAUUUUGACCACUUUUUAUUUUUUAGUUGAGCUCAUUUUUUUAAAAGUAAUUUUUAUGAUGCAGACCAAAACUACAUAUAUGGUUUAAAACUUGUCAGAGGUGUGAGGUGCCUUCGAAUUCAUCAUGAGCUAUGGAUGCUUCAUCCAGAUUGUCGUGCUUUUGAAUAAAACAUGGGCUGUGAAAUGUGUCACUAAACCAUCAUAAGGGACGUAUAACCUUUUUUUUUUAUAGCUGACGGACACCAUGUCCAAUCAUCAAAGAGGUUAUGUAAAACAGGUUUAUUCCUUUUUCAACAUUUUUUUACUCAUAGUUGUAUGACUCUAAAAACAUUGUCAGUAUUAUAACUUUUACAUCAGUGGUUCUCAACUGGUCCAGACUCAGGAGGUGGCAGAGCAAAGAAUUGGAACAAAACAAACAUGUUUAAAAGAGGCUUGAUAGACUUCUUGACAGUUUUUUUUCCUCCAGGACACACGAUAGCGACCCACUGAGCACAGCCUCGCGACCCACUUUUGGGUCCCGACCCACCAGUUGAGAACCACUAAUUUUCAUAUUUGUCUGUGUUGUACUUCCUUUAUUGUCAUUGUUUUCUCAAGAUGUUUACUUUGUCAACAUGUUACACAUUUAAGUUAAAAUAAAUUCUGAUGUAAUUCAAAACUUGUAUGCACAACUCAUUCUCCAGAUAUGAAUUAAAGGAAUCAAAAGUGCCACGGACAUUACAAGGAAA